This is a messenger RNA of Trifolium pratense (red clover), 1623 nucleotides long. Its product is annotated as (+)-6a-hydroxymaackiain 3-O-methyltransferase 1-like. Gene Ontology annotation, biological process: methylation. The coding region runs from base 258 to 1334 and encodes 358 amino acids. Lineage: Eukaryota; Viridiplantae; Streptophyta; Magnoliopsida; Fabales; Fabaceae. The record is from RefSeq and is a predicted model, not a curated record. Gene Ontology annotation, molecular function: protein dimerization activity; O-methyltransferase activity; S-adenosylmethionine-dependent methyltransferase activity. The transcript has 2 exons.
GUUCAAAAAAGAAUACAAAAUUAAUUCAUUACAACUCUAUCUCAUCCUAAUACAUGGCCGCCUCAGCAUGAAUUCAAGAUCGCAGCCAAACAAGACACAAGACAAUGCAGUAUUUUUUCACUGUUUCAUGUUAGACCAUUAUAUUUUGUUCAACAUUUGAAACAUAUAAAAAAGGUUCAUACUAGUUUAUUUUUACAUAUCCAUUUCCACCAAAACAUAAUAAUACAUCAACAAAGUACAUAAACAAGAGAAUACAAAUGGAUUUUAGUGCAAAUGGUUCUGAAGAAACUGAACUGUAUCAUGCUCAAAUCCAUUUGUAUAAACAUGUAUACAACUUUGUAAGUGCCAUGGCGCUCAAAUCUGCUGCGGAACUUGGCAUAGCUGAUGCAAUCCAUAACCAUGGAAAACCAAUGACUCUUACUGAAUUAGCUUCAUCUUUGAAACUCCACCCUUCUAAAGUUAACAUCCUAUAUCGAUUUUUGAGCCUGUUAACACACAACGGUUUCUUCGUUAAAAGCAAAGGGGAAGAAGAAGAAGAAGAAAUAGCUUAUGCUCUCACACCAUCUUCAAAGCUUCUCAUAAGUGGGAAAUCAACAUGUUUAUCAGCACUUGUUACAGGAGCACUUCAUCCAAAUUCUAUAGACAUGUGGAGCUCUACAGAGAAAUGGUUCAAUGAGGAUAAGGAACAAACUUUGUUUGAGUGUGCAAAAGGGGAGAACUAUUGGGAUUUUCUUAACAAAGAUUCUGAUAGAUUGAGUAUGUUUCAAGAUGCUAUGACUGCUGAUUCGAGAAUGUUCAAGCUUGCUCUUAAAGAGAACAAACAUGUGUUUGAGGGUUUGGAGUCUCUUGUUGAUGUUGCCGGUGGAACUGGUACAGUCACAAAACUCAUCCAUGAAGCUUUUCCUAACAUCAAAUGCACUGUUUUUGAUCAACCACAGGUUGUUGGUAACUUAACCGGAAAUGAAAAUUUGAACUUUGUUGGUGGUGAUAUGUUCAAAUCUAUCCCUCCUGCAGAUGCUGUUUUACUCAAGUGGGUUUUGCAUGAUUGGAAUGAUGAACUAUCCUUAAAAAUAUUGAAGAACAGCAAAGAAGCUAUUUCACACAAAGGAAAAGACGGAAAAGUGAUUAUUAUCGACAUAUCGAUUGAUGAAACAAGUGAUGAUCAUGGAUUAACUGAGUUGCAAUUGGAAUAUGAUUUGGUGAUGCUUACAAUGUUUCAUGGUAAAGAAAGAACAAAGACAGAAUGGGACAAACUCAUACAUGAUGCAGGUUUCAGUAGCUACAAGAUUAUCCCUAUAAGUGGCUUCAAGUCUCUAAUUGAAGUUUAUCCUUAAUUUUAAUUUGAAGUUGCUGCAAUCAAGUUUUAACUAUGAAUUCAAUAAGUGUCUAUUUGGAGAAUCAGAUUAAUAGUGUUAAUCAUUUUCUGUAAGAAAUUAAUUUCCAAAACUUGUUAUUUGCAAAGAGAUCAUUGUUCCAUGCCGGAAUGUAGUUAUUUCCCUCUUCCUUAGGAAAGAAAAAUAAGGUCAUGUUUGUUUUUGAGAAACAGAAAGUUUAAUGUACUGAAAACAAAAUUGUUUAAGAUUAUUAUAAAAUAAAAAAGCUUAUAGAGUGAUUCUCCCUCAA